AUGGAGAAGGUUGUGACAAGGGUGCUUGUUUUUCAACUCCUAAACAUCCUUUUGUUGUUUGUGAUCACCUGCUUGUCCGAAGACACGAUGCCCGCUAGUUUUGUUUUUGGAGAUUCAAUAGUUGACGUCGGAAACAAUAACUAUAUUGUGUCUCUCGCAAAGGCUAAUUAUCCACCACACGGAGUUGAUCUUGGUAGAGCAACCGGAAGAUUCACGAAUGGAAAAACAAUUGCUGACAUUGUAGGUGAGGAACUCGGAUUCAUCGAAUUUACGCCGCCUUUCUUGGCACCAAACACAACCAGUCAGAUAGUGUUGAAGGGGGUCAACUAUGCCUCAGCUGCAGUAGGGAUUUUGAAUGAGACAGGAAUGAACUUUGUUGGUAGGAUUAGCUUUGAUGCCCGGAUUGAAAAUUUUGCGAAAACUAGGCAAUACAUAAUGAACACACUUGGUGAAUCAAGGGCAAUGACGUUGCUUUCUAAAGCUCUUUUAUCAGUAACAAUAGGCUCAAAUGACUUCAUCAAUAACUAUCUAAUACCAGUUGCCACAAACAUCGCGCAGACAACUACAUCUCCAACGAAUUUUGUCGCAGCUAUGAUUUCUAGAUACCGAAUUCAACUCAUGAGACUAUACAAUAUGGGUGCUAGAAAAAUUAUUGUAGUCAACGUCGCGCCGGUCGGAUGCAUACCAUCUCAAAGGGAGUUGUAUAAUCUGUCUACUGCGGAUGGUUGCGCUGCUUUUCCGAAUCAACUUGCUCAGAUGUUCAAUAACCAAUUACGGAUUCUUGUUUCAAACCUUUCAACUAGCUUCGAAGAAUCAGAUUUUGUUUAUGCAGAUGCUUACCGCAUUGUGUAUGAUCUUAUUCAAAACUAUAGUGCCUGCGGAUUUGACAAUGCCGAUUCAUCUUGUUGCCACCUUGCUGGAAGAUUUGGGGACUUAGUUCCAUGUACCCCAGCAUCAGAAGUUUGUGAAGACAGAUCAAAAUAUGUGUUUUGGGAUACAUACCAUCCAACUGAAGCGGCUAAUCUCUUCAUUGCUAAACGUUUGCUUGAUGGUGACUCCAUGGACAUUUGGCCGAAGAAUAUCAGACAUUUGAUUUCAUCUUCUUCUUAG
This is a messenger RNA of Oldenlandia corymbosa var. corymbosa, 1110 nucleotides long. Lineage: Eukaryota; Viridiplantae; Streptophyta; Magnoliopsida; Gentianales; Rubiaceae. The record is from the annotation of a GenBank genome assembly.